Carassius auratus (goldfish) is the source of this 4733-nucleotide messenger RNA. RefSeq names its product activin receptor type-2B-like. Gene Ontology annotation, biological process: protein phosphorylation; cellular response to growth factor stimulus; activin receptor signaling pathway. The record is from RefSeq and is a predicted model, not a curated record. The coding region runs from base 508 to 2034 and encodes 508 amino acids. Lineage: Eukaryota; Metazoa; Chordata; Actinopteri; Cypriniformes; Cyprinidae. Gene Ontology annotation, molecular function: activin receptor activity; activin binding; ATP binding. Gene Ontology annotation, cellular component: activin receptor complex; plasma membrane. The transcript is spliced from 11 exons.
AAUUAAUAAGAAACUUUUUAUCAUUAUUCCUCUCGAUCGCUUUCAUCGGACUGAUGAUAAAGCAGCAGUGGGUCCCCAGUGGCCCUGAUGAACAUCCGGGUUUCCCGCUGGCACCGCUGCUGUGGCUCUCAGGAGCCAUUUUGGACGCCGUUCAGGUUUUCUCAUAUCAAUCCCUCCUUCCACCUCCAACUGGCCCGACAGAGGGGGAGAAACACGCUCCAGGACACACACAGGGGGACUUCGCUUCUUCUCCAAGCGCCCAAACUCUCGCUCUCACCGCUGCCGCCUGGUCAGAAUGAAAAGCUGGAUGUUUGCGGCAUCAGGGACUUUGUUUCCGAUCCUUGCGCUUCUGAGGGAAACACCGUGUUGUUGUGAAGAGCUCGUGUUGUUAUUGUAGCGGGUGAAGAAUAGCGCGCAGGCCUUCGCCUUCAUCUGCUUCAUUUCAUUCUUAAAUGCUUUCGCGGAAUAAAAGACACCGUUUAUCGCCAGGAUCCUCGAAGGAAGAAUAUGAUUGUUACCUGGCUGACUUUUGCACUCGUCUGGUGCACAGGAGGCAGUCAGGCGGAGGUGGAGACUAGAGAGUGCGUCUACUACAAUGAUAACUGGAGGACGGAGAAAACCAAUCAGAGCGGUUUUGAGAGGUGUGAAGGGGAGAAAGACAAGAGGCUGCACUGUUACGCCUCCUGGUUGAACUCCACUGGAACCAUCCGUCUGGUCAAAAAAGGCUGCUGGCUCGACGACUUCAACUGUUACGACAGACAGGAGUGUGUGGCCACGGAGGAGAGUCCGCAGGUGUUCUUCUGCUGCUGUGAAGGAAACUAUUGUAAUGAGAAGUUCACACACCUGCCAGAAGCCAUCACUCCUGCAGUAAAGAUCCAGCCUCCUCAGCCCGGGCCGUCUCUGUGGGGUGUGCUGGUUUACUCUCUUCUUCCUUUGGCCAUUCUCUCUCUGGCCCUGGUGCUCGCCUGCUGGACGUACCACCAACGAAAACCACUCUACAGACACGUCGACAUCGGCCAGGAGGCUGGUCUUCCUCCCCCGUCUCCUCUGGUUGGCCUGAAGCCACUUCAGUUGCUGGAGUUGAAGGCCCGAGGGCGUUUUGGCUGUGUCUGGAAGGCCCAGUUACUGAGUGAAUAUGUGGCGGUGAAAAUAUUCCCCAUCCAGGACAAGCAGUCGUGGCAAAAUGAAAGAGACAUUUACCUCACCGAGGGUUUUAAACACGAGAAUAUUCUUCACUACAUCUCAGCAGAAAAACGCGGCACAAACCUUCAGAUGGAGUUGUGGCUGGUCACAGAAUUCCAUGAACGGGGUUCACUAGCAGAUUACCUGAAGGGAAACCCGGUGAGCUGGCCUCAGUUGUGCCAUAUUUCUGCAAGUAUGUCCCGUGGCCUGGCGUACCUUCAUGAAGACCUUCCUUACCGAGCAGAGGGACCCAAACCCGCCAUCGCACACAGAGACUUCAAGAGUAAGAAUAUCCUGCUCAAGACUGAUUUGACCGCAGUGAUUGCAGACUUUGGGCUGGCUGUCUGCUUCGAGCCUGGGAAACCGCCUGGAGACACACACGGCCAGGUGGGAACUUGGCGUUACAUGGCUCCAGAGGUGCUGGAGGGAGCCAUUAAUUUCCAAAGGGAUGCUUUCCUAAGGAUCGACAUGUACGCUCUAGGACUGGUGCUGUGGGAGCUGGUGUCUCGCUGCACCGCCUCUGAUGGUCCUGUAGGCGAGUAUCAGCUGCCCUUUGAGGAGGAGGUGGGCCAACAUCCUUCACUGGAAGACCUUCAAGAUGUGGUGGUCCACAAGAAGAUGCGGCCGGUCUUUAGAGACUGUUGGAUCAAACAUCCGGGUUUGGGCCAGUUGUGCGAGACCAUCGAGGAGUGCUGGGACCACGACGCAGAGGCGCGACUGUCAGCAGGGUGCGUGGAGGAGCGCAUCUCCAGCUUCUCCAAGACCUCCAACACCAUCAACACGUCUACCUCGGAGUGCCUGGUCUCCAUGAUGAUGACGUCCCACAGCGACAUGGACCUUCCUCCCACCUGAACGCUCCUCUCCAAACAUCAGGGACUGCCGACCACUGCGUUCAUCAUCCAGUAAAUGUGAACUUUGCUGCUAAUUUGAUCUCUGGAUCGUCAUGUAUUUAAUUUCUUGGAUGGCUUUCACCAGCACAUUCAUCUACUGUACUCUUCCGAGAGGAAGGCAUACACAGAAAAACCUCAACCGUGAGAAGCCUGAACUCUCAGAGGGUGUUCAGGGGAUCUUUCAGACUGCUGGGAAAUGAGCACACGUUACCUCAUCGGAUUUAAUGCCAUUUUUAUGUUGUUGUUUUGCCUUCACUCCAUGAAUACCUCCAUCUGAACCCUCAAAGCUACGAAACGAUCUGAUGACUGUUACACAACCUUCCAAGAGCACACAAGGCCCUUUUUGUACUCAGUGAUUUUUAGUCUAGUUUUACUGUACCCUUUCUUCCUCAAAAUGUCUCGUGGGAUGUUGUUAUUUGUCGUGUUUUUCCGGGAGUUGUCUGGGACACUGGAAGCUGAAGGCAGCGGGACUGUUAUGAUUCGAGUUGCCUUUUGCAGCAUCGGGAUUGGUUUUAAUGUAGCAUCCGCUUGUGUUGAAGUAUUUAAAGUCAGACGUGCCAUCAGUUCAGCGUUCGUGGUUUCCGAGUGACGAGUCGCAGUCGAAGUGUUAGUGAAGAGCAGCGCUGCGUCACAGGUUUGAUUUCAGUCACGAGUCAAUGUUUCGGUGCAUCAGGAAAGCGCGUCAUGUUUAUCCGCUACACUACUCAGGUAAACUCUGUGCAUGUGAUUGUGUGACCGCUCACUCUUACAGCAAUAGUUCUCAACAGUAAGGUGAAUCUCACCGGGAAAAAUCUGGGUCAUGAGUCAUCUGAAAAUCAAAAAUACAGAGUUAAACAUUCAUGAAAAUGUAGUGUGUUUUCAGGGCCAGAAUUUUUUGCCCAUCUUUAUAGAUUAUCAUUAGCAUAAUUCAAAACCAGUACUUUAAUAAAGAUACCACAAAUACGUUUUUAUUUUACUUCAGUUGUUCCUAUUAUGCUCUUUUAAAAGGUCUCGAUUUUGUUUUGGGGGUGUACUAGAACAGUCUCACAUACUAGAUUGUUCAAAAAACACAUUAUUUUUCACAUAUUUUACAUAAUAGCUCUCUAUCUAGUCUGGCAUGUACAGCUGGAAUAGUUCCUGUAUCAAAUGAAGGCCCGCCUUCUGAAAUAAGAAAUGUGUUGUGAUUGGUUAGCUGGGCCAGUGUGUGUUGUGAUUGACAGCACUCGGCGCCUGGUCGGGAAAUGUAGUAUUUUGUUUUCUUACAUGGCACAAUAUAAAACAUCAUAUAGUGGUCCUAAAAUAGUUUUAAUUUUCUUUUAAAUGUUGAUUUUAGAUACACUUGUGUUUAACAAUUUACAUAUAUUUUUCUUGCAUCAAAGUAAACUCAAAAAAAAAAAUUCUCCUCCAAAAUUUAUCAUUACUGUAACUGAAAAAUACAGAUUUUUUUAAAAAUGUUUAUGGUAAAUACAACAAAAUGUAACCAAAAAUAUACUUUUUUCAUCACAGUAAUAAUAAUUCAGGAGUAUUUUUUGCUUUUUAGAAUAAUGGGAAAAAAGUUGCUGGAAUAUCAUGAAAAAAGCACAAUAUUAGAAACUUGUCCUAAAAUAGGCUUUGUUGUUUUUCUGCAUCAUUAGAUUUGAGAAUUGUGAUUUAUUUUUAUUUUUUAGGAUGUACUAUGACCCGGAUGUUUCUCGGUUUUCAUCUCCAUACUGGCGAUAUCUCGUCUGUUUCCUGCAAUAACGUCAGCAUGGAAGACUAACUGUCUGUAGUGCUGUACUCAGUCAUCUCAUGGACUCCAGUGUUGUUCAGAGACGGGCAGCUUUUAUCAGAAUCACUGGUCAGUGUAACACUAACACCAUCACUGAAUCUCCUCCGUCAGGCUCUCAGUGAUCAGAUAUACCUCAGAUAUGGUGACUUUUUUUUAUAUAUAUAUAUAUAUGAAUAUAUCUAAAGUAUUUUAUUCUGUUUUGUGGUAGCAAUAUGAUUUAAUAUCCAGCUGCUUUUCUGUGAUUUCUGGAGAUUUUCUGCUGUUUUAGUUUUGAACAGAAGGUGCUCUGAAUUUGAUUGCCAGGUGCUCGGUGCGUUUCACAAAGUCUUUAGCUUUGAGUCUAGCAUCCGCAGGUUCAGUGUCUUCUGAGGUUCAGAUGAACUGUUCUCUGAGGACGUGCAAACCUUCCUCACUUCUCUUUGAUUUAGGUUAUGUUUGUUUGUGUGGUACAUUUGUCUUCUUCCCUCGUCUACAUCUUAUCAAUUGAAUUAAGUUGGAAUUUCUCGAUUAUCAAAUCAGGGAUUUGAAAUAUGAUUAAAGUAUUGCAGUGCAAGUUGUGCAAAUUUAGUUGAAGCCAAACUUUGUAUGCUAUCAGGUGUUGAUGUGUGAUGUAUAUAAAUGACGUCUGAUGUAGUUUAGCAUCUUUUAUUUCUCUAUUUCACACAAAUAAACCCUGAAGAAGUGUUCGUACAGAAGGACUACCUGAGGAGAUUUCCCAUGAUCCUUUGCUGGCUCCGUGUCGGCUGGCUUCUCGUGAAGGAUCAGGAAUGAUGGAGGUCUGUUGAUGUGGUUUUAUUUACUGCUGCUAAUGUAGUAAAUGUAUGUUGUGUUACCCCGGUUUGGGAAAUUUCAGAUUCUGCUGCCAUGUUCAGUAUUUUGUUGAAUUAUUAAACAUUACCAGUGUUUAUCACUUA